Messenger RNA from Miscanthus lutarioriparius, 762 nucleotides. The record is from the annotation of a GenBank genome assembly. Lineage: Eukaryota; Viridiplantae; Streptophyta; Magnoliopsida; Poales; Poaceae.
AUGGCCGAUUCCACCACCAACGACGCCCCGGUCGCCACCAACCAACCCACGACGGAGGAGGAAGUGACGGUGGAGAGGGCUGCGGCGGCGGCGGAGGAGGAGGAGAGGCUGCGGUACCUCGAGUUCGUGCAGCAGGCGGCGGCGCAGGCGCUGGUGCUGGCGGCCGCGGCCUACGCGUACGCCAAGCAGGGCGCGGGCCCGCUCCGCCCCGGCGUUGACCAUGUCGAGGGCACCGUGAAGGCCGUCGUCGGCCCGGUGUACGACCGGUUCCACGCCGUCCCGCUUGACCUCCUCAAGUUCAUCGACCGCAAGGUUGGUGAGUCUGUUGAGGAGAUUGACCGCCGUGUCCCUCCAGUGGUGAAGGAAGCCCCAACCCUUGCCCGCUCGGCUGCAAAGGAGGUUCGCCAGGCCGGCCUGGUGGGCACGGCCACAGGUCUUGCCAAGUCAGCCAUUGGCCGCGCGGAGCCAAAGGCCCGGGAGCUCUACACCCGCUAUGAGCCCGUGGCUGAGCGCCGUGCAGCUGAGGCUUGGGUGGCCCUUAACCGCCUCCCACUGGUGCCUUCAGUCACCAGGGCUGUCCUCCCCACAGCCGCACAGCUCUCAGCCAGGUACAAUUCAGCGGUUCUUGACGGUGCCAAGCGCGGGAACACUGUGGCCACCUAUCUCCCACUUGUGCCCACUGAGCGGCUCGCCCGGGUGUUCGCGUACCCCAUGGCUGACGUUGCCCCAGCACGAGAGAUGCAGCCUAUCCCCUCCCAGUAG